Messenger RNA from Penicillium diatomitis, 630 nucleotides. Its product is annotated as Anditomin synthesis protein L. Bases 1 to 630 code for a protein of 209 amino acids. The record is from RefSeq and is a predicted model, not a curated record. The transcript has 4 exons. Gene Ontology annotation, molecular function: mechanosensitive monoatomic ion channel activity. Gene Ontology annotation, biological process: intracellular water homeostasis; monoatomic ion transport. NCBI's taxonomy places the organism in Eukaryota, Fungi, Ascomycota, Eurotiomycetes, Eurotiales, Aspergillaceae.
AUGCGCGGCCUCGACGAGAACAGCAAUGUCCUGCAUCGAGUCGGACACACUGCAGGCGCGCAGGUGAAGAACGUAUGGCUGGCGUUUGUCAACUUUGCGGCUCGAGACAAUGUCCUCGAGGUGGCACUCGGUCUAAUCAUUGCGAACGCCUUCACCAAAGUAGUGUCCUCGUUCGUAUCCGACGUGGUCCUCCCUGUGGUAUCCUUACUCCCUCUGUUGAAUCGAAACAUGGACCAGAAGUUUGCCGUGCUCUCACCUGGUCCAAACUAUGUCGAGGAGCACGGUUACAAUACCUUGAAGCAGGCUCGAGAUGACGGAGCACUGGUCCUUGCAUGGGGCAUGUUUGUCGAGACACUACUCAAUUUCGCAGGUGUGAGCUUGACCUUGUUCGCCGUCGCCCACUUAUACAUGUUUGUCUCGCACGACAAGAUCAUCAAGCCCACAGUUCGGUGUCGAUACUGCCGCAAGUUCAUUAGCGUUCAGGCCAAACGGUGCGUGAAUUGCUCGACUUGGCAGGAUGGCAGAGAAGACUUGCCCGGGGAGACUGUUCACAAUAGCGACAGUGACAGCAUCCACAGCAGUGACGACGCGACCAUGGGCAACAACCGACGAGGUUGGCAGAGUCGGUGA